GUUUAAACAAAAUGUACAACACAUGAAACAGACAGAUGUAACCAAAAGCUUAGCUACAGAUCAUCGCAGCCAUCGGCGGGUGAAAAUGAUGAAACGGAUAUAAAACGGAAAAAAAAAUCGGAAAAGGAAAGCCUGGAUUAAAACAAUAACAUAAUAAACUUUUGCUGCACUAAAAUGACUGACUCUAUGGUGUUUUCGCCCAUGGAUAGAUGUUUGAUGAACCCGUCUACAUAAACGUGGGGAUUACACAAGAAUUGUUCCAGUUUAUUUGCUUCCAGCUUUGCAAUAUUGACUCAUUAAUUGAGCGACAAGGAAUACAAUGCCCUUGGGCUGCUGAGAAACAAGACAAACAGACUUGUGGAUAAUAUAUAUAUAUUUUGCCUCAAAGGAAGAAGGGGAGAGAUUGCAAAUUUUCUUGCAUUAACUUUGGAUAUAACAUUCUCUCUCUGUCCCCCUACACCCCCCACGCUCCACUGUUUGGACUUGGAGGUUAAUAUUUGUUUAUUUUGGAACAGUCAUGAGCACGGCAAGAACGGAGACCCCAGUUAUCCUGGGUUUAGCCAAUCAGAACGGCCAGAUUCGGGGGCCUUUGAAGCCCGCUGGGGGCCCUGUGGGGGCGGGGGGAAGCCCCCAGCCUCAGCAGACCGGCCAACUGAACGCUUCCAGCGCGAUCAACAAUGGCGGAUCCCAACCCGUGCCCACAGCCAACACCAUCAAGGUUGGUGAUGACUGGAAGAAGAAUUUAAAACUUCCUGCGAAGGACAUGCGAAUGAAGACUUCGGAUGUGACAGCGACCAAGGGGAACGAGUUUGAGGACUACUGCCUGAAGCGGGAGUUGCUGAUGGGCAUCUUUGAGAUGGGCUGGGAGAAGCCCUCUCCCAUUCAGGAGGAGAGCAUUCCCAUUGCGUUGUCUGGAAGGGACAUUUUGGCCAGGGCCAAGAAUGGGACUGGCAAGAGUGGUGCCUACCUCAUUCCCUUACUUGAACGAAUUGACCUGAAGAAGGACUGCAUACAAGCCAUGGGCAUUGUGCCCACCAGAGAGCUGGCUCUACAGGUGAGCCAAAUCUGCAUCCAGGUCAGCAGGCACAUGGGCGGGGUCAAAGUCAUGGCAACCACCGGGGGGACCAACCUCCGGGAUGACAUCAUGAGGCUGGAUGAGACGGUGCAUGUUGUCAUCGCCACCCCUGGACGGAUCUUAGACCUCAUCAAAAAGGGCGUGGCCAAAGUCGAUAAAGUGCAGAUGAUUGUACUAGAUGAGGCCGAUAAGCUCCUGUCUCAGGACUUCCUGCAGAUGAUGGAGGAGAUCCUGAGCUUCAUGCCCAAGCACAGGCAGAUCCUGCUCUACUCGGCCACCUUUCCUCUCAGUGUGCAGAAGUUCAUGAACUCCCAUCUGCAGAAGCCCUACGAGAUAAACCUGAUGGAGGAGCUGACCCUGAAGGGCGUGACCCAGUAUUACGCCUACGUGACGGAGAGACAGAAGGUCCACUGCCUUAACACGCUCUUCUCCAGGCUCCAGAUUAAUCAGUCCAUCAUCUUCUGCAACUCCUCCCAACGUGUGGAACUGCUGGCCAAGAAGAUCUCCCAGCUGGGCUACUCCUGCUUCUACAUCCACGCCAAGAUGAGACAGGAGCAUCGUAACAGAGUGUUCCAUGACUUCAGAAACGGUCUCUGCCGGAAUCUGGUCAGCACCGAUCUCUUCACCAGAGGAAUUGACAUACAAGCUGUGAAUGUGGUCAUCAACUUCGACUUCCCCAAGCAGGGAGACACGUAUCUACAUCGCAUCGGUCGAUCUGGUCGCUUUGGACACCUGGGCCUGGCAAUUAACCUGAUCACCUACGACGACCGCUUCAACCUGAAGGGCAUCGAGGAGCAGCUGGGCACCGAGAUCAAGCCCAUCCCGGGAAGCAUCGACAAGAGCCUGUACGUGGCAGAGUACCACAGCGAGACCGGGGAGCUGCUCAAGCUGUGAGAGGAGGUCCUCACAGCAGAUUCACCCCCCUCCCACCCUUUUUCCCAUCCCCCUCUUUCUUGUGGAAGAUUUAUAUUUUUUUAAGAUAUACUUUCAGCCCGUCUUCCUCCCCAUUUUUUAGGAGCUUUUUUUCAGUGCCGCCAAAAAAGAAGCCGUGUGCUCGCACACGCGUGUGCCAGACGCCAGAAACACUCGCUCCUCCUGAAGACUCGCAAGCGGCACUUUCCGGAAGAGGAGCAGCGGGGCUCUGUCCAUCCGCCCCGCGUCGCGAUCGCCCCACAGCCAGCGGCCGGCGGCCCUCCCCUCCUCCCGUCCCCUCCUGCUCCCUCCCUCCUUCCCUCCCUCCCUCUCUCCCCAGCGUUCAGGCUUUCAUUUUGGGCUUUUAUGUGUCUGAAGUGCCUUAUGAAGCAGCAGGAACUUCAAAGUAAUA
Messenger RNA from Conger conger (European conger), 2399 nucleotides. It is a transcript of the gene ddx6, whose product is annotated as DEAD (Asp-Glu-Ala-Asp) box helicase 6. NCBI's taxonomy places the organism in Eukaryota, Metazoa, Chordata, Actinopteri, Anguilliformes, Congridae. Gene Ontology annotation, biological process: cytoplasmic stress granule assembly; P-body assembly. Bases 518 to 1969 code for a protein of 483 amino acids. The record is from RefSeq and is a predicted model, not a curated record. The transcript has 14 exons. Gene Ontology annotation, molecular function: RNA helicase activity; ATP binding; mRNA binding. Gene Ontology annotation, cellular component: cytoplasmic stress granule; P-body.